AUGGCACUCUGUCAGGCGUGGAACGCAUUCGUUGUGAACUUCAACAACGAUGCGAAAGCUUGUAACGAGCGCAUUACUGCGGCUCGCCAGCGCUUCGAGACAGGCGUUCCAUCUGGAACUGCGUGUUCGCACUGCCGGUUCGGGGCAGUGCGCCUUUCAGAACGCGAUGUGCGCGGAUACACGACUGUGCGUGUACCUGCUUCUCUGCGAGAACUCCGUGCUCAACUUGAGGAACGAGAUGCACCCGGUGCCAGUUCUCGCAGUAUUAGUGCAGGCACUAUGCCUGCACUCGGUUCUGCGCCUCGUACGCCCUCACCAUUUGCGGAACGUCCUCCAUCAGGACGUUCCGCGGUUCCCACGUAUCUCGGUGGGGAGGAAAUCCUCCAUAACGAAUACGAAGACGAGCCUGAUCUCGGUUCGUCUUCGGGGCUUCAGAGCCCACUAUCCGCUCGACAAUCCAACGUGCCAGGCCGCGUGCGUCCCCCAGCGGCGGUGGCGGAGAACAAUCCCAGAGCGCGGAGCUUGCGGCUCUGCAACAGGAGCUGCGCGUCUUAA
Messenger RNA from Phytophthora nicotianae INRA-310, 555 nucleotides. RefSeq lists its product as hypothetical. NCBI's taxonomy places the organism in Eukaryota, Oomycota, Peronosporomycetes, Peronosporales, Peronosporaceae. The transcript has 3 exons. The record is from RefSeq and is a predicted model, not a curated record. The coding region runs from base 1 to 555 and encodes 184 amino acids.